This is a messenger RNA of Fusarium proliferatum ET1, 231 nucleotides long. RefSeq lists its product as uncharacterized. NCBI's taxonomy places the organism in Eukaryota, Fungi, Ascomycota, Sordariomycetes, Hypocreales, Nectriaceae. The coding region runs from base 1 to 231 and encodes 76 amino acids. The record is from RefSeq and is a predicted model, not a curated record. The transcript has 2 exons.
AUGUCCUCCGAAAUCCUCGACGAAGUCAACGAGCGCCUUAUCGAAUGGCUCAAGCAAGAGGCAACUACCUUCGACGAUGAAUCAUCCGAAGAUGAAUUCUCCGAAAAUGAAACGCCCUCUGACGAAGAAGAACCUGAAAAGAAGUCUUCUAGACCUUUUGGAAGUUUGGCUCUCCACUUCAAGAAAUGGUUCACGGGCCAUCACCAUCAAAAGAAAUCUUUGAGUAAGUGA